This is a messenger RNA of Penicillium paradoxum, 2526 nucleotides long. RefSeq lists its product as uncharacterized. The record is from RefSeq and is a predicted model, not a curated record. Gene Ontology annotation, cellular component: cell septum; cell periphery. Gene Ontology annotation, molecular function: chitin synthase activity. The transcript is spliced from 6 exons. NCBI's taxonomy places the organism in Eukaryota, Fungi, Ascomycota, Eurotiomycetes, Eurotiales, Aspergillaceae. Bases 1 to 2526 code for a protein of 841 amino acids.
AUGAGUGAUGGUCAUUCUCCCUGGAUAAGUAAUGUUGAUCACUCAAAUGAGCACGUCCUCCCUCAAAUGUAUGCGGCACGCUCUUCUGCCUUGUACCGCAAUCCUUUCGAAGACCCAGUUACUUCGAGUGGAGUAACUCAUCAAUCGUAUACUUCUCCAUCUGCCGAGGUGAAAAGCCCUAUGCUGGAUCCCAUGGGACCCCAGGAGCUACCUGAUCAAAUCAGACUACACGAUCUCUCUAAUCAAGGCUCUGCUGUCGCCUCUUCUACAGGCUCCGGGGCACGACACAAGGGGAGUAGUAUCCGUCGGUAUCCAACACGCCGGAUCAAGUUAAUACAAGGCUCAGUCUUGAGUGUUAACUAUCCGGUACCGAGUCCAAUUCGCAAUGCUAUUCAGCCGGAGUAUAGAGGUGCGGAGGGGGAACUUUCUGAGGAAUUCACGCAGAUGCGAUACACCGCCGCGACAUGUGACCCCGACGAAUUCACCCUCCGCAACGGGUACAACCUCCGUCCUUCCAUGUAUAAUCGACAUACUGAACUCCUCAUCGCGAUCACCUACUAUAACGAAGAUAAAGUCCUCACAACACGAACCUUGCAUGGCGUAAUGCAAAAUGUGCGAGAUAUAGUCAAAUUGAAGAAAACCGAAUUCUGGAAAAGGGGUGGCCCGGCAUGGCAGAAGAUCGUCGUCUGCCUUGUCUUCGAUGGAAUAGACCCCUGCGAUAAGAAUACACUUGACGUGUUGGCGACUAUUGGCGUUUUCCAAGAUGGUGUGAUGAAACAAGAUGUGGAUGGACGAGAGACGAUUGCUCAUAUUUUUGAAUAUACCACACAACUGUCGAUUACGCCAAAACAAGAGCUCGUGCGUCCGUUCAAAGAUGACCCUAUGAACCUACCCCCAGUCCAGAUGCUCUUUUGCCUAAAGAAAAAGAACGCCAAAAAAAUCAAUUCGCAUCGAUGGCUGUUUAAUGCAUUUGGACGCAUUUUGAACCCUGAAAUCUGUAUCCUAAUUGACGCCGGCACAAGACCUGGACCUAAGUCUUUGCUAGCUCUCUGGCAAGCAUUUUACAACGACAAGAACCUUGGCGGGGCGUGUGGUGAAAUCCAUGCACUCCUUGGCUAUCGAUGGAAGAAACUUCGCAACCCUCUCGUUGCAGCACAAAAUUUCGAAUAUAAAAUCUCCAAUAUUCUGGACAAACCACUAGAGAGCACCUUUGGUUAUGUGACUGUCCUGCCCGGUGCGUUCUCUGCAUAUCGGUAUCGCGCGAUCAUGGGCAGGCCCCUUGAGCAGUAUUUUCAUGGAGAUCACACACUUGCUCAAAAGCUCGGUAAGAAGGGCAUUGACGGGAUGAAUAUCUUCAAAAAGAAUAUGUUUCUUGCUGAAGAUCGCAUUCUUUGUUUCGAGUUGGUUGCCAAGGCUGGUAGCCAGUGGCGACUCACAUACGUGAAAGCAUCGAAAGGAGAGACCGACGUUCCAGAACGGCCAGCGGAGUUUCUGAGUCAACGGCGACGAUGGCUAAAUGGCUCUUUCGCGGCCUCGCUCUAUUCGAUCAUGCAUUUUAAUCGCAUAUAUCAGAGCGGACAUGGUAUACUUCGGCUGUUAUUACUGCAUAUCCAAUUGAUCUACAAUAUUUGCCAGUUAAUUAUGACAUGGCUUUCCCUUGCUUCCUACUGGCUCACCAGUUCCGUGAUCCUGGACAUCGUGGGAACACCAAGCUCAACCAACAAAUUUCAUGGAUGGCCUUUUGGGAACGACGCUACCCCGAUUUUCAAUAAUCUGUUGAAAAUCGGAUAUUUGACAUUCCUCAUGCUUCAAUUUAUCCUAGCUCUUGGGAACCGACCAAAGGGAUCGAAGUUUUUGUACACGCUCUCCUUUGUCUAUUUUUCCGUCGUCCAAUUCUAUCUCCUUAUCUUGUCAUUCUACCUCGUGUCGCAGGCAUUGAAGCCCGAGAACUUGAAAUUCGAUUUCACACAUGGGUUCUCGGCGCUAUUAUCAGGCUUUGUCGGCUCAACAGGUGGCAUUGUGCUAGUCGCCCUGGUCUCAACUUACGGAAUAUAUUUCCUUGCCAGCAUACUGUAUGCUGACCCUUGGCAUAUGAUCACAUCUUCCUGGGCCUAUUUCGUCGGGAUGCCGUCGACAAUCAAUGUCCUCAUGGUCUAUGCAUUUUGCAACUGGCAUGACGUCUCAUGGGGCACAAAGGGAGCCGAUGCAACUGACAAACUUCCAUCUGCACAAACAAAAAAAGAAGAUGAAAUGCCUUUUGUUGAGGAACUGGAAAAGCCUCAAGUCGACAUUGACGAGCAAUUUGCAGCUACUGUGAAGCGAGCCCUGACUCCAUGGCAGAAGCCCAGUGACAAAAAGGGACUGAUAUUGGAUGAUUCAUACAAAGCAUUCAGAACGAAUCUCGUUUUGCUAUGGACUUUCAGUAACGGCCUGCUGGCCUUGUGCAUCAAUAGCUCCAGUAUCAAGAGGCUCUGUUUGACAGUAAGUCAAGUUUCCUCUGCGAUUCGCCAUUCCUCGGACUUGUGA